Topomyia yanbarensis is the source of this 1327-nucleotide messenger RNA. RefSeq lists its product as uncharacterized. NCBI's taxonomy places the organism in Eukaryota, Metazoa, Arthropoda, Insecta, Diptera, Culicidae. The transcript has 3 exons. Gene Ontology annotation, biological process: DNA integration. The record is from RefSeq and is a predicted model, not a curated record. Gene Ontology annotation, molecular function: nucleic acid binding. Bases 15 to 938 code for a protein of 307 amino acids.
CCCAGUCGUGCGUAAUGGCCAUCAGACGAUUUGUGGCUCGCCGUGGUUCUCCAGAAACCUUCUACAGUGACAACGGAACUAACUUCGUGGGAGCGAGCAACAUUCUUGAGAAACAGAUGCAGGAGAUCCAGGAGAAUUGUGCGAUUACAUUUACCAACAGUAAUACGAGCUGGUGUUUCAAUCCGCCUUCGGCGCCUCACAUGGGCGGCGCUUGGGAGCGCAUGGUGCGCUCAGUAAAAACCGCUAUGUCUGUCAUCGCAGACCAUCCACAGCAUCCUAGUGACGAAGUUUUGGAAACAGUAGUUGCAGAAGCCGAGUCGAUUGUCAACUCUAGGCCAUUGACAUACAUUCCGCUUGAGUCGAUGGAAGAAGAGUCACUGACGCCAAACCACUUCCUGUUGUUCGGUACAAAGGGCGUUGCACAACCGGAAACAUCAACAAAGGUGGAAGGAAGUGCCUUGCGAGACAGCUGGCGUCUCGCACAAUGCUUGGUAAACCACUUCUGGGCCCGCUGGAUUCGAGAGUACCUACCAACUUUAACCAGGCGUACAAAGUGGUUUGAACCUACUAAACCGUUGAAAGCAGAAGACCUAGUCAUCGUUGUGGAGGAGAGUAAACGGAACGGUUGGUUAAGGGGUAAGAUCGUGGACGUUAUUAAGGCACCAGAUGGACAAGUUCGGCGAGCAGUUGUACAGACGAAGAAUGGAUUAAUCAAUAGACCUGCAGUAAAGCUAGCACUCCUGGAUCUUCAGACACCUGGAGACGGUCCGGAACUUCACGGGCAGGGGAAUGUUACGAAACCACAGGGCAGAUUCGUUCAACAGACAGAUGAGUUCAGUUCAGUACCACCCGGUGCUGUCAAUACGAGCAAACAUAAAUGUCAGUUGCGCAAACGUCAGAACAUAUCCUCGUGUGCUGUACUGUCAGAUGGAGCAUAGACACAACGUGAUCAGUCCGUAAGUUGCUCGUCAUUGCACUGUUUCAAUACUAAAAUCAGUUAGCAGUCGUAGUUAAACCUUUAAUAAAGUUGCUUAAAUUCUAGUUAAUUAUAGUGAAUUUGUAACAGAACGAGGUAAUUAUAAAUUAAUAAGAAUUUCCUAAAACUGUACUGUGAACUGUUAUAUCUUACCUAUUGUAGAAACUAAAGCUAAUAGUACGGCUAAUUGACUAGUUCAGGCUAAUUAUCACAGAUUUGCAAGAAGGGACACUACGAACACAGAUAAAAAAGGAGUUUGUUUCGGAUAAACUCGGAAGAAGAAAACGAAAAUCUUUGAAGCUGCGUGUAAGCUGCUAUCAGGACGUGUAUUCUUCCCAAUCCGAACAAUAU